Molecule: messenger RNA, 14472 nt
Organism: Coregonus sp. 'balchen'
Lineage: Eukaryota; Metazoa; Chordata; Actinopteri; Salmoniformes; Salmonidae
Source: the annotation of a GenBank genome assembly
AUGGAGCAUAAACACAGGAAAUACAACAUGGAGCAUAAGACAAGUAUGUAUAAAUAAGUAAAAGAUUCUGAUCUAAAGGAAAGAUAGAUUUAGACUUUAAGACUUUUUAUUCCAUAUACUUAGCUUUAGUCUUUUAUUCCCAUCUAAAAGUAACAGGUAUGAACUUUGCACUGUGGCUCACACUUACAUCUGGUCCUUAGUGUAGAAUAGCAAUAGCCAACCCCUGUUAGAGACCAUUGGCAGUGUGAACAGAUUGAUCUCUCCACAGAGAGACUAGCUGCACUUAGAGAGAUACCAGUCUGUCAGUGUUAUACUCCUCUCUCCCCAGACACCUGUGGUCUCUGCAGCUGAUGUCGUACACUGAGUGUACAAAACAUUAUGAACAGCUGCUCUUUCCAUGACAUAGACUGACCAGGUGAAUCCAGGUGAAAGCUAUGAUCCCUUAUUGAUGUCACUUGUUAAAUCCACUUAAAUCAGUGUAGAUGAAGGGGAGGAGACAGGUUAAAGAAGGAUUUUUAAGCCUUGAGACAAUUGAGACAUGGAUUGUAUAUGUGUGCCAUUCAGAGGGUGAAUGGGCAAGAUAAAAGAUUGAAGUGUCUUUGAACAGGGUAUGGUAGUAGGUGCCAGGCGCACCGGUUUGAGUGUGUCAAGAACUGCAACGCUGCUGGGGUUUUCACGCUCAACAGUUUUCUGUGUGUAUCAAGAAUGGUCCACCACCCAAAGGACAUCCAGCCAACUCUGGGAAGCAUUGGAGUCAACAUGGGCCAGCAUCCCUGUGGAAUGCUUUCGACACCUUUUAGAGUCCAUGCCUGAUGAAUUGAGGCUGUUCUGAGGGCAAAAGGGGGUGCAACUCAAUAUUAGGAAGGUGUUCCUAAUAUUUGGUAUACUCAGUAUAUAGUGGACCCUAUUAUCCAAACACCGUGCUUAACACUCACUAGAUUAGAGUGUCUGCUAAAUGAAUAAAAUAAAAUAAAUAUAACACAUACAUUCAGCAUAUGUGGCCAUGCGGAAAUCAAACCCACAACCCUGGUGCUGCAAGCACCAUGUUCCAACCCAACUGAGCCACAUGUAUCGGUAUUAUGAAUAGUACUACCAACAGAAUGUGUUGUGAGAGAGCCGUCUGCCUGUUCUUCCAUAGGCCAUCUGUAGAUAGCCAUCAGCCACCCAGGAGAGGCGUUCAGUGAUGGUGUGAGAGCCAGAUAAAUAAAACUAGCGGCUGUUAAAUUCUAUGGCUCAGAGCUGAACUGAAGGGUUCCUGUCAGAAUGUCUAAAUAUCCCAUGUUGGUCUAACAUCCCACUCUGCUCCCUAUGUUUAAAACAGGGUUAUAACAUGGUUAUAAAGGUUUAUGGUCUCCUGGGUGAACUUGUGUCCCCUUGUGUCUCUUGUUCAGGUUCAGACCACAUCCGUGAGAAGGAUGGUCUGUGGUCGGUGCUGGUGUGGCUAUCCAUCAUGGCUGUCAGGAAACAGGGCGUGGAGGAGAUCGUCAAGGACCACUGGGCCAAGCUCGGACGCAAUUACUUCUGCAGGUCACUCUGCUAUGCAAUCAAUCAAUCAACCAAUCAACCAACCAACCAAUAAAUCAACCAAUCAAUAAACCAAUCAACCAAUCAAUCAAUCAGCCAAUCAAUCAACCAAUCGGUUAAUCAAUCAAUCAAUCAGUGGAUUGCAAUACAUGUAUAGUGAACACAGAAAGACACAUUGAAGAUGUCAUGUCCUUAUCUAAUCGCCUUGAAUAGACUGGGAUGCUUCUUUCUGUGUUUGUCUCUGUGCUUGUGGUUUCUAUGAGUGUUUGUGUGUCUUUAUGCCACAUGCAUGCUUGUGUGUGUAUGUGUGUGCCCAUGUGUUCACACCUGUGUGUGUGUGUGUGUGUGUGUGUGUGUGUUCCCAGGUUUGACUAUGAGGGCGUGGACCCCAGAGCUGCAUUCUACCUGAUGAGAGACUUGGAGGGGGUGAUCACAGACAAGGCCUUUCUUACCCAGAAGUUUGCUGUGGGGACUAACGUCUACAGCGUGGAGCGGGCUGAUAACUUUGAGUACAUCGACCCUGUGGACGGAACCGUGGUCCGCAACCAGGUCUAUAUAACUGAAACAUGGCUCUUAGAGGAGAGGAGAGGAGAGGAGAGGAGAGGAGAGGAGAGGAGAGGAGAGGAGAGGAGAGGAGAGGAGAGGAGAGGAGAGGAGAGGAGAGGAGAGGAGAGGAGAGGAGAGGAGAGGAGAGGAGAGGAGAGGAGAGGAGGUUGUCUAUGAUGAGGUCAAUAUAACUGUUCACUUUAUUAGUCAAUUAAAUACCAUCUGAAAAGUCAGCACAUAUUCCCCUUCUCUCUAUCCUUCUCUACUUGUGUCCUCCUACCCCUCUCUGCUCCAGCCCACCCAGAUAACCAUGUGUUCGGACUGGGGUUCCAUGUUUGGGCAUGGCUGUCUCUAAUCCUUUACCUCAGCCAGUACACACACACACACACACACACACACACACACACACACACACACACACACACACAGCAGAGCCCUGCUUUGCUUUAGUAAAAGACAGAAACAGGACAGCCAGACAGGCAGAGGAACAGUAGUGUAAUAAUGGUGUGAUAUACAACCUGUUGCUUAGGAACCGUCGGCCUACUGUUGAUGGUAACACAUCUCUGUAGUGCUUACUUCACUGUUUCCCGAUUGGUGAGAGGGGACCUGCUAGUCACAAUCGAGUCUAUGGCAUUGGUUCUGGUGACAUAUUGAGAAGACUCCCAAAGCUUUAGGUGGGUCACAGGGCUAAAAGGUUUAGGAACAAGUGAUAUGUAUACAGCAGUGAUGUCACAGUGGCUAAUGUAUGAUGUUUUGGCUUGGCCUUUAUUCUGAUUGGUAGAUCUGGUUUAGCCUGGGGACUUUAAUCUCAUUGGUGGAUGCAGAUAUGUCUCGGCUGGGCCUUUAUUGUGAUUGGUGUAAAGACUGAUGAAUCAGAGUCUGUCAGCCUCAGUAAAGAUGAUGAGUGUUACACAGUCUACUGUUGGGAAAUGUAAACACACACACACAGGCACACACACACACACAGAGGUACACACACAGACAGGUACAGCCUUUUCACUUGGCUGCUGUCCCAUCCUCCCCACACACCCUGGAAUAUCUCCUGGCGUAGACACUUUUCAGUCUCCAGCCCCAGCUCAUACUACACACACACAAUAAUAUCACACGUAAAUCCCAUUGGUGUCAAGUGUCAUGGCCAGGGAGGUAUGAUGUCAUAAGAGAUGGUGUGUGUGUUUGUUUUUAGUCAGUCACCCUCCCAAUCAGGCGUGUCAGAGUAGCCGGAUCAGACCUCGGCCAUCCUUCACUGUCACAGUGAACUCCACAGAGGCACAGCAGUUACAGCUAGUUAGUCACUCAGCUAAAGGUGUGACAGCUUCUCCCUCCCUAGUAAACCUACUACCCCUGUGUAUAUUCAGGACAUUAUCAGCUGUCGUCUCUCUGUGAGAGGGGGAGGUGCUGUCUGUUGUAUGCGUACACACUCCAUAUAUUUAUGUCAUUUAGCAGAUGCUCUUAUCCAGAACGACUUAAAGGAGCAAUUAGGGUUAAGUGCCUUGCUCAAGGGCACAUCAAUAUAUUUUUCACGUAGUUGGCUCGGGGAUUUGAACCAGCGACCUUUCAGUUAUUGGCCUAACACUCUUAACCACUAGGCUACCUGCCGCCCCAUUCAUAAACAGAGACACAUGCUCACAGAUAUAGCAACACGCACACACAGACACACACACACACACACAGACUGGCUGUGAUGACAAGUUGAGAGAGGCUUUACAGAGCUAUGCCUGGGUUGCCUCUGUAGCCUGCUACUGAAAUGUUCCCACAAAGAAAGACUACACACAUACUACUGUACAUUGAACCUCUCUCUCUCUGACACAAACACCUACAUAUAGACAUACAGGGAUGUACUGUAGGUAAACAUAUUAAAUGCACACACACACACACACACACACAUGCAUAUGACUACAGUGGCAUCUAGUGGUGUCAGUUGAUACUGCAUUAAACAACACUGACUCUCCUCUGUCUCACCGCUGCUAGUCUGUCUGUCUACCUGUCUCACUGCCUCUGGUCUGUCUUUCUACCUGUCUCACUGCCUCUAGUCAGUCUUUCUACCUGUCUCACUGUCUCUGAUCUGUCUGCAUACCUGUCUUACUGCCUCUGGUCUGUCUGCAUACCUGUCUCACUGCCUCUAGUCAGUAUUUCGACCUGUCUCACUGUCUCUGGUCUGUCUGCAUACCUGUCUCACUGUCUCUGGUCUGUCUGCAUACCUGUCUCACUGCCUCUGGUCUGUCUGUAUACCUGUCUCACUGCCUCUAGUCAGUCUGUCUACCUGUCUCACUGUAUUUGGUCUGUCUGCAUACAUGUCUCACUGCCUCUGGUCUGUCUUUCUACCUGUCUCACUGCCUCUGGUCUGUCUUUCUACCUGUCUUCACUGCCUCUGGUCUGUCUUUCUACCUGUCUCACUGUCUGUGGUCUGUCUGCAUACCUGUCUUACUGCCUCUGGUCUGUCUGCAUACCUGUCGCACUGUCUCUGGUCUGUCUGCAUACCUGUCUCACUGCCUCUAGCCAGUUUUUCUACCUGUCUCACUGUCUCUGGUCUGUCUGCAUACCUGUCUCACUGCCUCUGGUCUGUCUGCAUACCUGUCUCACUGCCUCUGGUCUGUCUUUCUACCUGUCUCAAUGCCUCUAGUCAGUUUUUCUACCUGUCUCACUGUCUCUGGUCUGUCUGCAUACCUGUCUCACUGUCUCUGGUCUGUCUGCAUACCUGUCUCACUGCCUCUGGUCUGUCUGCAUACCUGUCUCACUGCCUCUGGUCUGUCUGCAAACCUGUCUCACUGCCUCUAGUCAGUCUUUCUACCUAUCUCACUGUCUCUGGUCUGUCUGCAUACCUGUCUCACUGUCUCUGGUCUGUCUGCAUACCUGUCUCACUGUCUCUGGUCUGUCUGUAUACAGGGACUGCGGAUCGUCUUCACUGAUGCGUCCCGUCUGGUCUUCCGUCUGAGUGGGAGUGGGGGAGGGGCCGGGGCCACAGUCCGGAUCUACGCAGAGAGCUUCGAGAGAGACCCCGAGAGACAUAACAGAGAAACUCAGGUAGGGAGUUCACUGGAAUCCAUUAUGAUAGGUCUGUUUCUGACAACUUAGGAAUUCAAAUUAUUGAGACAAUUUCAAACCGUUCCAGUGUUUUAUGAGGGUCUAUCCCAUCAUCGGUUCCUUGUGUAGUUAUGAACUUACAGGCCGAUAAACUAAGGAGAGGAUCAAUGCAACAUUAUCAUUUUCAUUGAUCCAUUUGAUUUAUUCUUUAACCACAAGGACAAUGGCAUUGUCAACAAUAGGGUAUGGUUCAAAAUGGUUGCAUGCAAUAUGAUCCUAUAACACAACCCACCUCCAACUGGGUGUCUGACCAACAUGUGACAUGGUGACAUUACAUGUGAUAGUUGUUUUAGCUGCUCGGUAGACUUUGGAUAUGGUGUGGCCAUAUUGUGUUUGACUGGUAGUGUACUUUAACCAUGCCACAGUAUUAGUCAGUAUAGAGGUGAGCGCUGUUUUGAUGCCAUGGCUUAGUUAUCAGUGAUCAGUUAUGAUGAAACACGGCUGGCUUUGAUUAGAUUGAUCAGUUCCAUGUAAACAUUCUCUCACAAACUGCUUUGAAUUGAGCCAGGAAACGCCUAUACCAUUGGAUCUGUAGUCAUGACGCAACAUGUGGCUUAGCGCCGUGGUUACCAUGGUUACCUCACUAAACAGGUUACUUCAGGUUGUGAGUUGCACCAACACAAUACAACUGUUAAACUGUCAGUGGAUACUAAGGUGCUGCUGGACAGUAUAAAGUUAGCCUGGAGUUGACUGGCUUUGCAACACACUGAUAAUGGAUUAAAUUCUUUGCAGAGGUGUUUCAUAUGUCCUUUCUGGCCAGGACAUCAGACAGAAAGUCCAAAGUGAAGAGAAGGGACUUGGUAGUAACCUGUUUGUUGGUCAUGAUUCAUGACGCUUGUUGUUUCCUUGGUUAAUCUCUGUUAUAGUUUAUAGUGUGUGUGUAUUGUGUGUAUUCUGUGAAGUGUGUAUAAAGCUGUGUGUGUGUGUUCUGUGUCCCAGGCGGUGCUGGGUCCCCUCAUCGCCAUUGCCCUGAAGAUCUCUGACAUUCACGAGAGGACAGGACACCGUGGCCCCACCGUCAUCACCUGAGCUCUGCUCCACUGCCCACACACACACACACACACACACCUGAGUGCUCCCCCCAUAAACACACAUCUAUGGCCAAAUCCCCAAGGCCACCCCGUCCUGCUUGUUGCCACACCUGGGGCCAAUAUUAAGCAAGAGCUACAUGUAUUCUCUCUCUCUCUCUCUCUCUCUCUCUCUCUCUCUCUCUCUCUCUCUCUCUCUCUCUCUCUCUCUCUCUCUCUCUCUCUCUCUCUCUCUCUCUCUCUCUCUCAAAAUGUAAGAUAUUAUGUAAUCUGCAAAGAAAAGAAGCAAACAGUUUAUUUCAGUGGUUGAUAAAACAACAGGUGUUCAUGUAAGGAUUCUGUUAUGAAAGUUGUAUUUUCUGGAUGCAUGAAAUUACCACUGUACAGCUACAAAGCAUGUGCCUUUAUGUGUGUGUGUGUGUGUGUGUGUGUGUGUGUGUGUGUGUGUGUGUGUGUGUGUGUGUGUGUGUGUGUGUGUGUGUGUGUGUGUGUGUCUGAUCAUUAUAAAGUUGACAGACGGAAUUAAAAGGGAGAAGUCAAUUAUUUUGUUUUGUUUAUGCUGCGUUUCACCUUUCAGGAAGUUUAUGCCCAUGUCGCGUGCACACACACAGACUUCACACACACGCACAUUCUUCCAAGUAUGUUUGACUAUAGCCAGAGGUCAUCAAACGCAGUCAGACACUACAAUCAAAUUGUAAAUGAUUGAUGAGAUUUAACUGAUAGGUUAUUGAGAUAAUGCCUAUAUGGAUCUGUGAAGUGUAGUUGGUGGCUUAAAGUAGUCCCAACCACAGAUGUUUUACUAUCUUUAGAUAGGCCACUCUAUAAACUGUGAAAUGUCAAGUUGCCUUAACAAGAUGAAGUCAACUCUAACAGAAGGCUACUCCUCCCCUGACUUAAUGUUAGUUUAACCCAGGCUUUACACAGAAAUUAUGUAAUCAAAUCAACUUUUAUUUGCUACAUGCGCCGAAUACAACAGGUGUAGACCUUACAGUGAAAUGCUUACUUACAAGCCCUUAACCAACAAUGCAGUUCAAUAAAUAGAGUUAAGAAAAUAUUUACAAAAUAAACAAAAGUAAAAAAUUAAAUAAAAAGUAACACAAUAAAAGAACAAUAACGAGGCUAUAUAUAGGGGGUACCGGUACCGAGUCAAUGUGCGGGGGUACAGGUUAUUCGAGGUGGUAUCUGUUAAGAACUUCCUGUUCCAAAGGGGCUACCACCACUUUUAGAUCUUCUGCUCUUCAUUAGACAGCCUGUUGUUGCCCUGUGUGAUCGGAGUAAGCCAUAGCUGUAUUUCAUUUGUUUUUGUUUUUUAUCCAAAUAAAUUCUUAUCUUUUGUGUGUAAUCUCUUUUUACUUUGUCACUUCUGUUGCUGGGAACAUUAGUAGGUAGAGCUAUUCACCUCUUUUUAGUAGCAUUUUCAUCCUACUGAGCUGAGCCGAGCUGUACUGUGUUGGCCUGGGAAUGCAUCCGCCUAGUCGCUGGAACCAUGAUGCUGGAAAGGACAUUGUGAAGAGAAAAUAUCUGAGCCAUCACAGCAUGGUUCGGGUAGACGCGAUAGUGGGUAAAGGGUUGGUGGGUCCAAAGACUGCAAUAUGGUUCUUUACCUUCAUCUUUGGUGGGUUUAGGACUAUUCAUGUGUAUUCCCACUGUCAUAUGGAAUUGUGUAGUACAUGUGUAUAGUGUGUAUCCAUACUUGUGUCCAGAGAAAUAUCCACCCACCUGUAUCACUUUCAGACUUAUUUAUGCAGGUUUUAUUUAUUCAGAUUAUGACCUGUAUUCUCCUGACCCAGACCAGAUCAGCUGUAUUUACAACUGUGUGACCUUCGAAUUAUAAGGUUAUAUCUGCAAAAAGAUGAUUCUUAAAUAAUUGGUCUGAAUAACGUAACAUGAAUUAAGGUAUUUAGAGUGCUAUAUUGGUAGAAAACAUUGGACAGAAGAAGGCUAUGUCAAUAACUCAAUUAGGACAAAAAUUUAGAUAUAACUUUAUAAUUCCAAACUCUGUAGUCCUGAUUCUGGAUUCCUGUUCUGUAACCAUUCUGGAUUCCUGCUCUAUAAUAAUUCUGGAUUCCUGCUCUGUAACCAUUCUGGAUUCCUGCUCUGUAACCAUUCUAGAUUCCUGCUCUGUAACCAUUAUGGAUUCCUGCUCUGUAACCAUUCUGGAUUCCUGCUCUGUAACCAUUCUUGAUUCCUGCUCUGUAACCAUUCUGGAUUCUUGCUCUGUAACCAUUCUGGAUUCCUGCUCUGUAACCAUUCUGGAUUCCUGCUCUGUAACCAUUCUGGAUUCCUGCUCUGUAACGAUUCUGGAUUCCUGCUCUGUAACGAUUCUGGAUUCCUGCUCUGUAACCAUUCUGGAUUCCUGCUCUGUAACCAUUCUAGAUUCCUGCCCUGUAACCAUUCUGGAUUCCUGCUCUGUAACGAUUCUGGAUUCCUGCUCUGUAACCAUUCUGGAUUCCUGCUCUGUAACGAUUCUGGAUUCCUGCUCUGUAACCAUUCUGGAUUCCUGCUCUGUAACCAUUCUGGAUUCCUGCUCUGUAACCAUUAUAGAUUCCUGCUCUGUAACCAUUCUGGAUUCCUGCUCCGUAACCAUUCUGGAUUCCUGCUCUGUAACCAUUCUGGAUUCCUGCUCUGUAACCAUUCUGGAUUCCUGCUCUGUAACCAUUCUGGAUUCCUGCUCUGUAACCAUUCUGGAUUCCUGCUCUGUAACCAUUCUGAAAUCCUGCUCUGUAACGAUUCUGGAUUCCUGCUCUAUAACCAUUCUGGAUUCCUGCUCUGUAACCAUUCUGGAUUCCUGCUCUGUAACCAUUCUGGAUUCCUGCUCUGUAACCAUUCUGGAUUCCUGCUCUGUAACCAUUCUGGAUUCCUGCUCUGUACAGGACUAUCAUAACCAACACCAGUAGUUAUCUACCACAGGCUACAUCUUUAUAUGGUUAGUGUAUUGGUUUCCUCAUGUCCUGUUCAAAUGCACCAUGUUUGUGACAGGGAAAAGGACUUCAUGGGAAUGCAUUGAAGUUAUUGUGGUGUUAAUUGUGAGUGUGUGUGUGUGUGUGUCACAUUACAGUAGAUUGUUAUACAGCCUCAGAAAGAAGACUUCGAUUGCAUAAUGGCUUUUAUUGCACUCAUUAAAUGUGAGUACAUGACAUUGUUUCCUUUCGGAUACAAAUAGGCGUAAGAUUGUAAAAGACUGAUUCCCUUUCAUGAACUCUGGACACUUGAUCUGUCUGUGGCAAGUUACCUAACAUAUCAGAUUUAAAAGAAACUGGUGGCCAGUAAACAACAGCCAUUACGCUAUGAGCUCAGGAAUUAGACCUACCUUAACCCCCAGGUGUGUGUAUGUGUUCACAACAGUGUCUUCAACAACCUUUAAGUUACCAAGUGGACUGAGGUUGAGGAAGGCCCUUUUCUGUUUCAGCAUGACAAUACCCCCAUGCACAAAGCGAGGUCCAUACAGAAAUGGUUUGUCAAGAUCGGUGUGGAAGAACUUGACUGGCCUGCACAGAGCCCUGACCUGGGCAGAUGUAACAGAUUCACAGAGAAUCACAGAUUUUAUGAUAAAAGGUCCUUUAUUUUUGAUAAACAUUAUUUGCUUAUGAAAGCUCUCAGUGGCUGCAGAACACAUACAAUAUAAGAGUACAAUACAACUCCAUGUACAAUGUUGUGAUGUUGACAUACUGUACAGUGCUCUUUGUAAACAGAUACACUACAUUACCAAAAGUAUGUGGACACCUGCUUGUCGAACAUCUCAUUCCAAAAUCAUGGGCAUUAAUAUGCUAUAACAGCCUCCACUCUUCUGGGAAGGCUUUCCACUAGAUGUUUGAACAUUGCUGUGGGGACUUGCAUCCAUUCAGCCUCAAGAGCUUUAGUGUGGUCGGGCACUGAUGUUGGGCGAUUAGGCCUGGCUCACAGUCGGUGUUCCAAUUCAUCCCAAAAGUGUUCGAUGGGGUUGAGGGCAGGGCUCUGUGCAGGCCAGUCAAGUUCUUCCACACCGAUCUUGACAAACCAUUUCUGUAUGGACCUCGCUUUGUGCAUGGGGGUAUUGUCAUGCUGAAACAGAAAAGGGCCUUCCCCAACGUGUUGCCACAAAGUUGGAAACACAGAAUCGUCUACAAUGUCAUUGUAUGCUGUUGCGUUAAGAUUUCCCUUCACUGGAACUAAGGGGCCUAGUCAGAACCAUGAAAAACAGCCCCAGACCAUUACUCCUCCUCCACCAAAUGUUACAGUUGUUUCUAUGCAUUGGGGCAGGUAGCGUUCUCCUGGCAUCCGCCAAACCCAGAUUAGUCCGUCGGACUGCGAGGCGUGAUUCAUCACUCCAGAGAACGCAUUUCCACUGCUUCAGAGUCCAAUGGCGGCGAGCUUUACACCACUCCAGCCGACACUUGUUAUUGCGCAUGGUGAUCUUAGGCUUGUGUUCAGCUGCUCGGCCAUGGAAACCCAUUUCAUUAAGAUCCCGACGAACAGUUAUUGUGCUGACUUUGCUUCCAGAGGCAGUUUGGAACUUGGCAGUGAGUGCUGCAACUGAGGACAGACUAUUUUUAGGCGCUACGCGUUUCAGCACUCGGUGGUCCCGUUCUGUGAACUUUUGUUGCUCAUAGACGGUUCCACUUCACAAUAACAGCACUUACAGUUAACUGGGGAAGCUCUAGCAGGGCAGAAAUUUGACCAACUGACUUGUUGGAAAGGUGGCAUCCUAUGACUAUGUGCUCAAUUUUAUACACCUGUCAGCAAAGAGUGUGGCUGAAAUAGCCAAAUCCACUCAUUUGAAGGGACUUUUGUAUAUACUUUUGUAUAUAUAGUGUACCAAUACUGCACUCAGAGUCACACCCAACAACAAGCAAAAACAAGCAGGUCUGUGCAUGGUGGUUUUUUUAAGUGCAUCAUUCAGAUUUACAGAGACACCUAGAUUCUCUAUCACCCUUCACUAGCAUUCUGUAGACAUUUGUCUUGAUCAAAUCAAAUCAAAUCAAAUUUUAUUGGUCGCAUGCGCCGAAUACAACAGGUGCAGACAUUACAGUGAAAUGCUUACUUACAGCCCUUAACCAACAGUGCAUUUAUUUUUAACAAAAAAAGUAAAAAUAAAACAACAACAAAAAAAGUGUUGAGAGAAAAAGAGCAGAAGUAAAAUAAAAUAACAGUAGGGAGGCUAUAUAUACAGGGGGGUACCGGUGCAGAGUCAAUGUGCGGGGGCACCGGCUAGUUGAGAUAGUUGAAGUAAUAUGUACAUGUGGGUAGAGUUAAAGUGACUAUGCAUAAAUAAUUAACAGAGUAGCAGCAGCGUAAAAAGGAUGGGGUGGGGGGCAGUGCAAAUAGUCCGGGUAGCCAUGAUUAGCUGUUCAGGAGUCUUAUGGCUUGGGGGUAGAAGCUGUUGAGAAGUCUUUUGGACCUAGACUUGGCACUCCGGUACCGCUUGCCAUGCGUUAGCAGGGAGAACAGUCUAUGACUAGGGUGGCUGGAGUCUUUGAUAAUUUUGAGGGCCUUCCUCUGACACCGCCUAGUAUAGAGGUCCUGGAUGGCAGGAAGCUUGGCCCCAGUGAUGUACUGGGCCGUACGCACUACCCUCUGUAGUGCCUUGCGUUCGGAGGCCAAGCAGUUGCCAUACCAGGCGGUGAUGCAACCAGUCAGGAUGCUCUCGAUGGUGCAGCUGUAGAAUUUUUUGAGGAUCUGAGGACCCAUGCCAAAUCUUUUCAGUCUCCUGAGGGGGAAUAGGCUUUGUCGUGCCCUCUUCACGACUGUCUUGGUGUGUUUGGACCAUGAUAGUUCGUUGGUGAUGUGGACACCAAGGAACUUGAAGCUCUCAACCUGUUCCACUACAGCCCCGUCGAUGAGAAUGGGGGCGUGCUCAGUCCUCUUUUUUUUCCUGUAGUCCACAAUCAUCUCCUUUGUCUUGGUCACGUUGAGGGAGAGGUUGUUGUCCUGGCACCACACGGCCAGGUCUCUGACCUCCUCCCUAUAGGCUGUCUCAUCGUUGUCGGUGAUCAGGCCUACCACUGUUGUGUCGUCGGCAAACUUAAUGAUGGUGUUGGAGUCGUGCCUGGCCAUGCAGUCAUGGGUGAACAGAGAGUACAGGAGGGGACUGAGCACGCACCCCUGAGGGGCCCCCGUGUUGAGGAUCAGUGUGGCAGAUGUGUUGUUACCUACCCUUACCACCUGGGGGCGGCCCGUCAGGAAGUCCAGGAUCCAGUUGCAGAGGGAGGUGUUUAGUCCCAGGAUCCUUAGCUUAGUGAUGAGCUUAGAGGGCACUAUGGUGAUCCACCUGUAGCCCACUGUACUACCUGAUGCUAUAGGUUACUACUGUUCAGCCACUGUACUACCUGAUGCUAUAGGUUACUACUGUUCAGCCACUGUACUACCUGAUGCUAUAGGUUACUACUGUUCAGCCACUGUACUACCUGAUGCUAUAGGUUACUACUGUUCAGCCACUGUACUACCUGAUGGUAUAGGUUACUACUGUUCAGCCACUGUACUACCUGAUGCUAUAGGUUACUACUGUUCAGCCACUGCACUACCUGAUGCUAUAGGUUACUACUGUUCAGCCACUGUACUACCUGAUGCUAUAGGUUACUAUCUUCAGCAAUAGCUCAAGACAGUCUCAUUCCUAGCUAUAACUCCGACCUGUCUCCGUUCUCCAGACAACCAUGACGCCAGGAGCAACAGGCUUUGCUGACAUGCUCCGACCCUGUGCGGUAGCACCUCUCUCUGACCUGAAAAGGCCAUGUCAUUUACAUCUCCUGAAGGGUCAGAGGUCAAAGGUCAGGCAGGGAGACACGCUUUUUAAACAGUACACAAGGGUGAUGUCCUCACCUUCCAGAAUCCACCAUCUAUCGACCGUCCAGCUCAGGACAUGGAACUCUGUCCAAGCGGGAAUGUUCUGGUUGCUCUGGAAGCCCAUGUGGCUCCCUGUGCGGCUGCAUGGCCAUCUCAGAGUAAGCAGGUGGUUCUUCGUGGUUGAAGGUGUCGUCUGGGGCCUCGGAGAUGUCCGGGGUGUACAGAGGUGGGGCCAGGUUGAACCUCAGGCCGUCUUCAGAGACCACCAGCACAGAGUAAGCUGCAGCAGCAGCAGAGGCGUGGUUCUGCUGAGACUCCUCAUAGGAGGGAAGGUAGAAGCUGGAUCUGGAGAGGACAACAGACACAUUCCAAGUAUGUUAUUGAAAGGAAAUUAGGCUUACAGUACAUUUUACAACAAAUAUCAUAUGUAAGUGCCUAUGUUAAGAAACCGUAUUAUGAAUUCAGUUUAUAAACAUUUUGACAGCUAACCCUUAGUCUUGUGUACGUAAUAGGAAUAUAUAGAUGUUUGCAAUUACAUGUACAUUUUAGUCAUUUAGCAGACGCUCUUAUCCAGAGCGACUUACAGUUAGUGAGUGCAUACAUUUUUCAUACUGGCCCCCCGUGGGAAUCGAACCCACAACCCUGGCGUUGCAAAUGCCAUGCUCUACCAAGUGAGCUACACGGGGCCUGCAAUGCACCUGACUGUUGAUAAUUCAAUGUACUGUCACUGUAUCAGUUUCUGUAAAAGUAUCAAAUUAAGUAUUCAAUAAAAGGAAAAUGUACAAUAUGAAUGAUACACACUGAAAACAAAAAAACGCAUCAUGUAAAUUGUUGGUCCCAUGUUUCAUGAGCUGAAAUAAAAGAUCCCAGAAAUGUUCCUGAGGCCCAUUGUGAGGGCACAUUUUUUUAAGGUAUCUGUGACCAACAGAUGCAUAUCUGUAUUCCCAGUCGUGAAUUCCAUAGAUUAGGGCAUAAUGAAUUUAUUUCAGUUGACUGAUUUUCUCAUAUGAACUGUUACUGAGUAACAUCUUUUAAAUUGUUGCGUUUAUAUAUAUAUAUAUAUAUAUAUAUUUCCGUAUUUAAGUAAUUCAGGCAUUAAUUGACUCUGUCCCCAGGUGAGUGAGAUAGGCGUACCUGUCGACGGUGUAGACGUGGACGUGUGCAGUGGCAUGGUGGCACCUGCUCCUCUGGUGCUGCAUCUUCCUCUUCAUGCCAUGGCAGAUGGUCCAGAAGACCCCGGUGAGGAGGGACAGGAAGCCACAGGCAAUGAGGACAUAGGCCAGGAUGUAACUCAGGGUGUAGUUGUAGGCAUUGUGGAGGGACAUCAGGUAAGCCCCCACACAGAUGAGGACAAAGCUCAGGGCAGGCAGCACCAAACGGGCCAGGGAACACAGGUGCUUCCUCGUAUCCAUGAUCACUGGUCACUCUCUCUCUAGGUGCCUUCUCUCCCUUUCUUCAGGUGAUUUCUCUCUCUCUCUCUCUCUGCAGGUGGAAGGAGAGGUGGUGGGAACUGAAGGUUGGUUGGCAGGUUUAG